Molecule: messenger RNA, 4561 nt
Organism: Seriola dumerili (greater amberjack)
Lineage: Eukaryota; Metazoa; Chordata; Actinopteri; Carangiformes; Carangidae
Product: toll-like receptor 13
Exons: 4
Coding region: 4-3381 (1125 amino acids)
Biological process (GO): toll-like receptor signaling pathway; immune response
Cellular component (GO): membrane
Molecular function (GO): protein binding; transmembrane signaling receptor activity
Source: RefSeq, a predicted model, not a curated record
AAAAUGGGUCCUGGAGUGAAAGAGAAUGAAACAACGGCAACAGGAGGAAGAAAACAAUUUCAACUCAUAAUUUUUCUCUGCUUGUUGAAUAUCAGCAGUUUUGUUGUUCCAGUCAGAGGAUUUGCAAUGAAGAAUUGCAAAAUCAGUUACAAUAUUGCCAUAUGCGCCCAGAAUAAACUCAGAGCUGUUCCUCGAGAUAUUCCCUCGACAGUAGAGGGUUUUGACUUGUCUGCAAACAAAAUUUCAAGAGUACAAAUAUCAGAUUUCAAAAAUCUACCAGUUUUGACAAAAUUAGAACUAAAUCGCAACUUCAUUUCGCAGAUAGAUGGCGGCGCCUUUGCCAAUCUGAUUUCCCUCAAGAAGUUAAAUCUAAAUAAUAAUAAACUUGUUGAACUCAGAGAGGAUCUUUUUAAUGGUUUGAGCAACCUCACCGAGCUCAGGAUUACUAGUAAUCGCAUCAGAGCUGUGGCGUCCACGUCUUUCAAGUCCAUGAUAAGCUUAAAGUUUCUGGACAUUUCUCACAACAAACUAACGGCAACAGGAGGAAGAAAACAAUUUCAACUCAUAAUUUUUCUCUGCUUGUUGAAUAUCAGCAGUUUUGUUGUUCCAGUCAGAGGAUUUGCAAUGAAGAAUUGCAAAAUCAGUUACAAUAUUGCCAUAUGCGCCCAGAAUAAACUCAGAGCUGUUCCUCGAGAUAUUCCCUCGACAGUAGAGGGUUUUGACUUGUCUGAAAACAAAAUUUCAAGAGUACAAAUAUCAGAUUUCAAAAAUCUACCAGUUUUGACAAAAUUAGAACUAAAUCGCAACUUCAUUUCGCAGAUAGAUGGCGGCGCCUUUGCCAAUCUGAUUUCCCUCAAGAAGUUAAAUCUAAAUAAUAAUAAACUUGUUGAACUCAGAGAGGAUCUUUUUAAUGGUUUGAGCAACCUCACCGAGCUCAGGAUUACUAGUAAUCGCAUCAGAGCUGUGGCGUCCACGUCUUUCAAGUCCAUGAUAAGCUUAAAGUUUCUGGACAUUUCUAACAACAAACUGCAUGACGUAACAAAAGUUCAUUCAAUAAUACAGCAUCUGCCGCAGCUACGAGAGUUGUACAUUCAAAAGAACAAUUUUAACACUUUUCACUCGUGGGAACUGACAAACAGCUCACUACAACUUAAAUACCUCGAUUUGUCUCAUAAUCCAAUCUCACUUUUUCAGAUCACUGCAGAUGUUUUACCAAAUCUGACCUGGUUUAAUGUCGGUGGCUCUUCCCAGAAGAUGAGAUGGGAUGUGCAUAACAAGACUUUCUUUAGUCGAGUGUCUACUCUUGACAUUACCGGGCUUCAAAUGUCUUUAAAUGACAUGAAAACAUUACUAGAGAGCGUAAACUCCUCACUAACGUCUCUGAGGAUGAAUGCAAUGAAACAAAACCUUGCAGCGCUGAUCAACAUUUCCUGUUCCAUCCCAACAUUGUCCAAACUGCAACUCCGCAAUUACAAACUCAGCUCUGUCAGUUCCCAUUUGAUUAAGUUGUGCAUCAAUGUAACUGAGUUAGAUUUAGCAGUUAAUCAAAUACAAAACAUCAGUGACAACACCUUCAGAUCUAUUCAGAGAUUAAGGAUCUUGAAUCUGAGUCGCAACAACCUUUCAUCUGUUCCAGCUGCCACGAGGAAUCUACCGAUUCUUCAAGAAUUGGAUCUGAGCUCUAAUUUCAUCAGCAAACUUGAAUGUGACGAUUUUGCCAAUCAGACAAUGCUUAGACAGCUCAACCUUUAUCAGAAUUCAAUCUCAGCUCUAAAAGACUGUGUUUUCAAGGAUUUAAUACGAUUGCAAGUUUUGAAGUUACAUAACAACCAAAUGUCCAAGUUACAUGGUGCCUUCAACAAAUACCUGCCAAACCUUAGACUACUGCUAUUGGAUCAAAAUAAACUCACUGCCAUUAAUAAUGGAGAAUUCAGGGGCUUACAGUCCCUCCAGAACUUGUCAUUACAUCACAAUCAAAUACAGCAACUUGAUAAAAGGUGUUUCAUUGGAUUGACGAAUCUUUCUAUUAUUCUACUCCAGCAGAAUCUUAUCACAGAAAAAGAAAUAAACAAAGGUAGUUUCAAUGAUCUGAUAAAUUUAAAGAGAUUGGACUUCAGGGAAAAUAGAAUUCAAUAUAAAAACGAUUCAGCUUUGCCUAAUGCACCAUUUUCUCAGCUGUCCCGUCUGGAGACAUUGGCUAUUCCUUCACAACACCGCAGGCUGAAAUCUGACUUGCCUCGCAACUUCCUGCAAGGAUUGACAAAUCUGCGGGAUCUCGAUAUCGGGACCACUCAACUUUUAACCUUGCACAAAGACACGUUUAUUUACACACCUCAGCUGCAAAAACUUGAUCUUAGCUCAAAUGAAUUUAGGGAUCUCUCUCCAGAGUUGUUUUCCCCAAUUCCAAACCUUAAAAGUCUUUACAUAUCUAGAACAAUUCUUGGGUCUCUAGAUUUUCUUGUAAAUGCCAGCCUUUCCAAACUGGAGUUCUUGCAGGCGAGAAAGAAUCAAUAUUCAGUUAUCAGUGAGGAAAUAAUAAGGUCUGUACCAGCUCUUGUUUAUGUGGAUCUUCAGGGGAACAGUUUCAGGUGUGACUGCGAUAACGCCUGGUUUAUCUGGUGGAUAGAAAACAACAACCAAACACAAGUUUUUGAUGCCUAUAACUUUACCUGCAACUACCCUGUGCACCUUAAAGGCAAGGAACUGUUGGAACUCGACGUCCGGUCCUGCUCAGUAGACAUUGAAUUCAUCUACUUUAUCUCCACCACAUGUACAGUCCUACUGUUUAUGGUGGUGUCCUUCACCUACCAUUUCCUGAGGUGGCACCUGGCCUAUGCCUACUACCUCUUCUUGGCUUUGCUCUUUGACACAAAACACAAAAACAAGCAAGCUCCUAAUCAGUAUGACGCCUUCAUCUCCUACAACACUCAUGAUGAGCCCUGGGUCGUCCAAGAGCUGCUGCCCAAACUGGAGGGAGACCAGGGCUGGAGAUUGUGUCUGCACCAUCGAGACUUUGAGCCAGGUAAACCCAUCAUAGACAACAUCACAGAUGCCAUUUAUGGAAGCAGGAAGACCAUCUGUGUGAUCAGUCGCAGAUACCUUGAGAGUGAGUGGUGCUCCAGAGAGAUCCAGGUGGCCAGCUUCCGUCUGUUCGACGAGCAGAAGGACGUGCUGAUCAUGGUCUUUCUGGAGGACAUUCCCACCCAUGAGCUGUCUCCUUACUACCGCAUGAGGAAACUGCUGAAGAAGUGGACCUACCUGAGCUGGCCUCGAGCCGGAGAGCACACGGAGCUGUUCUGGGAGAAACUCCGCCAGGCUCUGAAGACCAGAGACGAUCGCAGUGAGGACAUCUUCCAGCUCACUGUGUCAGACAGACCGUGAUGAAAAGAAAUCGUGAACCUUCCUGUACGAGGUUUACAGCCAGUGUAGUUCACUGGUUUAUAUAACUGAGACUGCUGUUUUUUGACUAAAUAUUAUGAUAAGAUAAUAUACAAGAUUUGUGACAUUAAGAGCUCACUGACUCUACGGCCUGAGGGCUGACUAAACACUGUAAUCAGAGCAGCUGUGCCUACUAAUCAACUGAAAUGGAAAAUCAGGAGCCACAAGUUGAAACGUUUCCAUACAAGCAAACUGGAAAUCCAAGUUAUGAUUGAGUACCAGAAACUCAUUUUUCCAUGUCGAAGUAAAGUCAAACUACCAGUGUAACCUGUCGCAGUCUGGAUGUGACAUAACCUGACAAGUGUGGGAAAAGAUGAUUUUAACAACCAUAAAGCAACUUAUGGUGAAAAAAGUAGAAAAUAUGGCAAGUUAAGGAAUUAAAUUUAUCUCAUUUGAUAACAAAUACACCUUAGUUUUGUUUUCACAUGUGCAUCAAGCCAUUAUUUAAAAUUAUUAUUACUUUUAAUACUGUUUUUAUUAUAUUGCUUGCCAUUUGCCAGAAGCUCACAUUUGUGUCCGUGUGAAAUAUCUCAACAGCUGUUGGAUGGAUUGUCAGAAUUUUUUUUUCAGACAUUCAUAUUUGUCCAAUACUUUGGUUUAUGAUCAAAUAUGUGCAAAAGUAAUGACAUUCUCAUCACCUGUACUAUGUGUUCAGUGCUAAUUAGCAAAUGUUAGCAUGCUAACGUGCUAAAUCAAGAUGGUGAACAUUAUACUCGCUAUACAUCAAGUUUUUACUCUUGGUUGAGGUGGAAAUGUUAAGUCUGUAACCUUCUGCAAAUUAUUACACGGAGCAAACAGAAAUGCCGCAUUUCCAUCAUGUUUUUGAAUUUGUUUUUUUGUUGUUUGAGCUUUAAUUGGUGCUUUUUUUAUUUUCAUCAUCUCAUUGCACGUUCUUUUUCUGAAAUGUUUUAAUGGCACCCAUCCGGAGAAUUUGCACUUUUCUGUCCUUAUUAAUUUUAUUACUUCAUAUUUCCUUGCAUUUCUGUGAUUUAACUUCUGAUGCUGAUUUAUUACUGUACCGUAAAAUGAAAUUUGUAAUGUAAAGUAUGUGAUCGUACAGGAGGAGUUAACCUUUUAGCACAGCUUAUGUUUAAUAUAUAUGCAUAUAUAUAUAUAUAUAUAG